AUGGGAACUGUCAGAGACAUUAGAGUUCGCAAUUUAGGUCUGCCAAUGACUCAUGAGAAAAACAAACCUUUGGAGACUUCUGUACUGUAUUCGGAAAUCCCUGACGGCGGCUAUGGAUGGCUUAUUGUUUUUGCUUGUUUCCUUUUAAACUUUACUGCGUGGGGUGCAAACUCGGGAUUCGCUAUCUACUUGUCGUAUUACUUGAAUAACGACACUUUCGCUGGUGCAGACAAAUAUGACUACGCAUUAAUUGGAGGCUUGACAUUCGGUGUGGGCUUAGUAUUUGCUCCAGCUAUCAACUACAUCCAGGGUAGAAUUGGGAUGCGUCCCACCAUCAUCUUGGGCAAUUGUUUCCAAUUUGCUGCGUUGAUGAUGGCUUCUUUUGCUAAACGUUUGUGGCAGCUUUAUCUCACGCAGGGUCUACUUCAGUCAUUUGGACUUGCCUUCAUUUAUCUUCCUACUAUGACCAUCUUGCCCCAAUGGUUCAAAUACAAGCGAAGCCUUGCAUCUUCGAUAGCAGCAGCUGGUUCGGGAUGUGGAGGAUUGGUGUUUAACUUGGGAAUGCAAAAAGUGUUGGAGGCCAAGUCGGUCUUUUGGGCUUUGCGUGUACAGUCUAUCUUGUGUUUCUGUCUUACUUGGAUCUCAAUUUUUCUUCUUAGAUCCCGAAUUGAGUCCAAGAAUUCUUUGUAUGACUCAGAGAUUAUGCGCAGCGUCGGUUUCUGGGUCUUCUGCUUGUAUUACAUUUUCUGUAUGCUAGGUUAUGUGAUCGUGUUAUACGGAAUGGCCAACUUCACCACAUCUUUGGGCUACACUCCAUACCAAGGCUCGAUAGCCUCGGCAAUGGUUCAAGUUGGAAACUUGGUUGGUAGACCUAUUGUCGGGCAGCUUUCCGACAAGUUUGGUGUUAUGAACAUAACUAUCUGUGCAUACGUUCUCUGCGGAGUGUUUUCAAUCGCUAUGUGGAUCCCUGCUAGAAAUUUUGCUACUGUUAUUGUGUUAUGCUUGAUUUUGGGUAGUAUGAUGGGAAGUGUUUUCGGAAGCACCCCACCUAUUUUGGCUAGGCUUGUAGGCUUGCGAAAUGUGGGUGUUGGAGUGUGUAUGUCAUGGCCAUUUUUGGGUUUGGCUGGGCUUGCUUCACCUGUGAUUGGAAUUGCACUAAAAUCAGGAAACCAUGGAUUUGUGGAUCCAGAUCAGUACGUGAACUCCUCCGUUUUUGCUGGAGUUGCGUUUUUUUGCUGUAGUGCCAGUCUUUUGAUUCUUCGGGGCUACUUGAUUGCAAGAGCUGAUUUGGAUGAUACUGAUGCUGAUCACGGCCAUCUCCAUCUUAUUGUUCCAGUGCUUGAGCCAUUCAGACGUUGUAUUCGGCCAAUCAAAUUUUGA
Messenger RNA from Sungouiella intermedia, 1380 nucleotides. The record is from the annotation of a GenBank genome assembly. Lineage: Eukaryota; Fungi; Ascomycota; Pichiomycetes; Serinales; Metschnikowiaceae.